Molecule: messenger RNA, 6524 nt
Organism: Dermacentor andersoni
Lineage: Eukaryota; Metazoa; Arthropoda; Arachnida; Ixodida; Ixodidae
Product: putative FERM domain-containing protein FRMD8P1
Biological process (GO): negative regulation of canonical Wnt signaling pathway
Cellular component (GO): plasma membrane; cytoskeleton
Source: RefSeq, a predicted model, not a curated record
GGCGGCAGCUUGCUGCUCUUGGCAGUCUGCGAUCGCGUCGACAAAAUUUGUGGUUUCGUUGUAAGUUCCGUGAAAGUAGCGUGUGGCCGGCACUGUUCGCAACCACUGGAAAGCGUUCUACAGCGCUAAAACCUCGUUGGGACAGUCAUGGAGUCUACGGAGGGUGUUCAGUGUGUCGGCUCGCUUCUUGUGGGGUGAGAACUUCGCGCAAGCUUUGCGUACCUACCUUGCCUUGAUUCUUGGGUCCCUGCGUCCUUUUCUGCUGUGCCUCCACGUGCUUGCUUUUCUGCCCUUCGCCUCCUGCUCUGUUUCUGGUGGUGGGCGUCCCUGUGCUUCUGCAAUAUCACCCAGAACUAUCUGGUACAACUCAUCUCACAAGGCGGGCCCGUCUGGUCUCGAUGCGCGAUCUGGUUCCCGAGGACAGCAGCGGAAGCAGUAGCAGCGACGAAGAAGAGAGCAGCAGUAUGAUGAAGCACCACCAACAGCAGCAGCAGCAGCCCGACCACCAGGGCCCCUGCGAGAACUACAUGACGCACAACUGCGUCACCAUCAUUCCCGUCGAGUACCCGCGCUCGGACAGCUCGCCGCUCUCAGCUUGCACCCUUCGCGGGGGACCGGCGGCGGUGGGCGGUGGCGGCGACAAGCGGGGUGACUAUGCCACGCUGGACCACCGCCACGGCCACCACCACCACCACCACCACAGCGCGCCGUCGCCGUACGCGGUGUCCGUGCCGGCGCUCGCCACCACCACCACCACGCGGCGCCAGCUGCCGACGCCGACGCACCACCACAGCCACCACAACCAGUACCACCAGCACCCGGCCGCCGGCGCCAGCCACCACCACUUGCACCAGCACCACAACCACGUUCGCCCGCAGCAGUGUUACCAGUUGCCCCCGCUCGGCACGGUGGGCCACGGUCACGACGAUGCGCCAGGCUGGCGAAUCCUACCCACGCCGGCGGCCCGAGACCACCUGGUGCCCCCGCCGGCUCCGGCGCCGACCCCGAACUUGGCUCCGCCGCUGGCUCCGGCCCCCCAGCAGCGGCCGGUGACGCCGCCUCCCGCACCGGUGCCUCCGCCAAAGCAAGAGAUGUGCGUGUACCUCAUGAACAAGGUGUGCCUCUGUGUCGAGGUCGGCAAUGUCCAGUUGGCGACGGCCCACGAGAUCAUCGACAUCAUCGCAGAGGACGACACCGAGAUCAACUUCCCCGCACAACUCAAGGAUGUGUUUGCCCUGUGGAUGACCUCUCCAUUGCUUGAGCUGCAGCUGAAGCCAGAUCACAGACCGUACUUGAUCCGGGAGCGGUGGUCAGAAUACCUAAAGAAGUACACCUUUGCCACAAAGCAACAGCUCGACUCUGACGAACCAGUGCUGACACUGCAGAGGAACGUCUUCCUUGAGAAAUCCAAAGAGAAGGAGGUCACUGACCUCAAGCUGCUGAAAAUGCUCUUUGCGGAAGCCAAGGGCAAUGUCCUCGACGGGAGGUACCCCUGCGAGACUGAAGACUGCAUGGUGCUGGGCGCUAUCCAGGCCCGACUCGAACUUGGCCCAUACGACCCACUCAAGCACACCCCGGAGUUUUUCAGAUCUCGGAUCCGAGACUUUCUCCCCGAGCAUGCCUGCCGCUCGCACUGGUUCCUGCUCGGCCUGGGCGCCAAAAAUGGCCCCGAGCGUCGUCUCUCCGAGCACUACAAGGCUAUCGCGAGCAAUGUCAAGGAGAGCCGUCUGAUGCGAAAGUACCUUGAAUUCUGCUGGGCCUUCCCUUACUACGGGAGUGCCUUCUUCAAUGGUCAAGUGGAAAGGCCCGUGACUGGUAUAGCGGCCCUGAUGAACCACUACGACCUUCCCGUCCUUGUGGCCAUCAACCGUGACGGUGUUCACGUCAUGGACCCAAGUCAGCCAGUGGUGCUGCUCAGCUUGCCGUACAAGCAGCUGUCAUGGGACUAUGCCUGCCCCACGCAGCCCGACAACCCCGACUGCCUGCCUUGCCUGUUCCUGCAGUUCCAGCUGCUAGGGCAGAAUGAGACGUCUGUGCUUCAGAUCUUCUCGCGACAGGCUAUACUCAUGGAUGCCCUGAUUUCCACGAUUGUCGAUGAGCUGAAGAAGCGAGCUUCUUGGAUUGAAGCUAAUGUCGAGACCACUGCAGUUAGUUCCAGAGCAGACGAUGAUAUCCAAGUGCCGCUGACAGUGAAGAAACUCAGACAGGAGCAAGGACUGUCGGGACGCUUGCGAAAGCUUUCCAUCGCAAAAUUCAACAGCAGUGGUGACUACCUCAAUUCCAAGGGUUCCCUCGAGUUCAGAAGGGAUGACCGCCCGAGAUGAUUGGGGUUCGAAAGGGAACCACCUUGGUACUGAGGCAAUCCCGCUGCCUGGAAGUGAUGUCCACGCCCCGUACGCACACGUGCUACGGAGCGGGAUUAAUUAUAGUGCGCCAAUGCAUCAAGCCAGGCGUGCCAUCUCGCAGCUCACUUUUGCCUGAAACGGACAUUGCCACUUUUCUGGGGGCAUGCCAUGUCGCUAUAGGCUUGCUGGCAAAGAAAGCACCUAGCAUCGUGUGGCCUUUGGACAGUGCGAGCUUAUAACGACGUUGUGGGGCUGAAGUAAUCAGAGGCUGAAGGGAUUUGAUUAACAGUACUUUAGUGCUCCUCUCUCAGAGCAGCAUUCCAGGCACACAGAGAGUUUCCUUCGGAAAGUCUGCUACUAAUUUACAUGUUCGCUUGCGAGAAGCCAGGGAUGCAGAUAGAAUGUGUAAAAAGGUUCAACAUGGCUGCAAUAGUGGCUGCUGAAAUGGCUGCUACCAAUGCUGUGACUGAUCUAUCUCCUUGUUUGAGACAAGCCAUAGAUAGUGCAGAAUGCACGAGAAGGUUGAAAAUGGCUAGAAACGGCUACGAAAACGGGCUGGAAUGGCUGCUGCAAUGGCUACUGCCCACGGAAAGAAACCAUUGCUAGAUGCGUCUGUAAAUCAUUUUUGCUCACCCUGUAACGAGUUUGUGAGGUGCGAAUUCUAGAGCUGCAUUUCGUACGCACCUGACAAGAUUGCGUGUAAGCUGCAGGAUGGCACGCCUGUUUGGCCCAGAAUGCGCUGGCACUGAAAGAGGCGCACACAUUUAUCGGAGGAAGUGAUGUGUUCCGAAAAAACCACCUCUUAAACCCCCUUUCCCCAUCACCACCCAGAGGGCUUUUUGUGACGUCCUCACUUUUUCCAUUGUUACGCUGUCUUUCGUUUUUUAUACCGUGGCUCCGCUGACAAACGGUGUCUGUGAGCCGCAUCAGUAUUAGAUAGUAGAGUAUUUCGAUUUUUGUUCCGCUGCUGUUGCCGUGGUGAUUACUCUUUUAUUGUAGCCGAGAAAGGCAGCACAGAUGUAUAUGUUAAGCCCGCUGCCGUGCCUCCUGCACGCAAUGAAUUUUGUUUACAGCACGAUUCCCUGUUGUACGUCAUGGCUUUGCAGGUGAACCUGCAUGCCCUCAUGUGCUGGCAACAAUUUUGAAGUGGGUAGAGAGGCUGGCCUGGUGUCAUAUCUUGUAAUGAUCCGUUUCAUUUUCCAAUCUCCUGUUCUUAUCAUUUAUUGCACUGUCUGGCCGAACCAGGUGAUAAUAGGGCUCAAGCCAGUGACGAAGAGCGAAGAGAAUGGAAGAUAGAAUGGGUUCUUACAAAGUUUGGCCCUUGGUCCACAGCUUCUGCCAGAAAGUUCCAAUGCCUCUCAUGUUUCAUGUCAAGAUGAAGUCGCCACUUUGAAAAUCUGUCGGUGCCUUGUAACAUUGGAUCAAGAGGCAGUAAAGCAUCAGUCUAUGUUGAUGUAGAAAGGCCAUGGUAAUGCAGUUAGUGCCUGUUAAGCUUAGACCAGAUAGUUAUGUAACAAUGCAAAAGGGCAAGCUGAAUUUUGUGGUUACAGUUUUGAUCGAUAACGUGCAGAUAUUGCUGUGAGUCGAGACUGAUUGGCUGAGCAAGCUCAAAGCAAAUGCGAUGGAAAUAAUGGUGCACCACUUCAUUCAACAGUAUUUUCACAUUGCCUACCUCUUGAGCAUGUAUAGUAGCACGGGAUUUCCAACAGUCCCGUGUGGCAUCGAACCUGGACCUUGCACUAUGUGAAGGUAUACCCAAAAAAUGAUCAGAAAUACAGCCUCUUUGUUGCUAAAUAGGUUACUACUCUUUUAUCUCGCGUGUGUGCCAACAUAGCCAGCUAUGAUGCCAGAUCCGAAGCGAAAAAGAUAAAAAGAAAAGACAUCUUGGAAGUGUGAUGAUUGGGUUGCUGUUAUACGUUGAGAUGAAGCUCGUGUCUCCUUUUAACCUUAGUUCAGAAGCCUAAAGGAAGAUCAUGGACAGAAUUAACUAGUACUUACAUACACCGAUUUAGAGUAUUUAAAUGCAUUAUGUUACGGUCGUAGUAAUGUCCAUUUUUCUGCAUUACGAAGUGUGUCUUGCGAAGUGUUCGUGCAAAUGUGCUAGCAUCUUGCACUCGGGAGUGAUCAGCCCAGGCUACAACAGUUCCACUUGCAAGUUCUCUCUGCUCGUGAACAUGCCAUUUUUCGUCCUCGCCGUUGUUCUCAGACAUGCACCACCGACUUACGAUUCGAUUGAGUCCUAGAAGCUGUCGUUUACGUUGUGUGGUGUACAGACAUACAAGCAGUCCAAGAGGGUGUUGUUGUCAAGCGGCGACUAUUCUUUAAACCGCAUCAGAGUAGUAAAGAACUACCCAUGCGUCCUGUCGCGACGUCCUUCAGUUUGCAUAGAAACGUGAAAUUGAGCUAGCAAAAGGCACUGCACUUCAAAACAGGAAGUGGUCGUGGCAGCUUGAAUGUACCAUUCCUUGUUGUGAGCAAUGUUUUGACAUGCAUGGCCACAGGAACAAGAAUGUCAGUGGCAACGUCCCCUGACAACUUGUCCGACUCCAAUGAGUUGGAAGCAUUGUCAGUUCAUGCGACUCUUCGCAAGGUGACCCAGGACUGUUUUGUGGAGGUUUUACCAUUGCUGCCAAAUAUUUUCUAUGCAGCAAGUCAAUGAACACAAGUUGCUCUCGACAAUAAGAGCGCACACUUCGUUUAACCCCUUCUCGUUCGCAUUUUUUUUCAAUGUAAUGAAAAUGUUUUAAUACAUGCCUCUGAACAACUAAACUUGAAGGAAAAUAAAGGAAAGCUUCCCACUGAAUUUUACGGCAAUCACUUGAAGGUUUUGCUCGUGAACAUACAAAAAUGCAACCUUCGGUAAGUAGCAUGUGGUUUUUCAGACUCCUUAAUUCACAAUCAUAAUGGCAUGAAAUAUGGCCAAAUUAAGGCGAUUUUUUUGCCACCCAAGGCGGGUUAUAUGCAUCUUGCAACAGGCUCCAAAAAUAAAAUGCAGAGGCCAAGCCUUAGUGGGAUGCGUCGCAUGGACAUCUGUGAAAUUUUAGGGAGAGCCCUAUUUAUCUGCGGCACAGUUGACAAAUUAUGCAGUUAGCAUUGCUGAACUCGUUUCCGAAAGUACUUGCGGCGUUGGUUCUUCUCUAUGUCGAUAUUUCCUGCAAAAUGUGCUUCCUACAGGAAUCAUUGGGCCAGAAACAGUUUUAAAAAAAAAGCACCAGAAGGUAUCUAUACUGUUGCUGCUACUCCCAAGCUGACGUCGCAUGGAUAGUUUCUUUCAGUUACAAAACUGCCACUGUAGCAAUUACAAUAUUUUUUAUGGGGACUUGUGAAUAAAUGUACAAAUGUAUAAAACAAAAACGUUGUACCAACUGGCCACCGAGUUGGGCGACAGACGACAAGGUCUGCGCUUGCAGCUUCAGCUGUCCAUUCUUUUCUUUGCUUGCUUACGCACUGUAUGCGAGUAAACUUCAUUGCAAAGUGCAGUACAUGCGAAUGAAAACUUUUUCUGAAGUUCAGAAGCGUAUGCUUGUGUAAAGGUUUCUGAAUAUGUUCCCACGCUGUUAAUAAACAGUUCUGAUGUCUUUACAGACAUGCGGAUGUAUCAUGGAAUACCAUGGCUAGUGGGUGAAUAGUUUGUGCAGAUUCGGUUGCAGCGCAAAUGUUACUGAAGGCUGCACCUAGAGGUAUUGCUUGAAACAAAUAUGUUAAGUCCUUUAUUGCGCACUUCUGUGUUUAACCUCUGCCAGUUCACUUACAAUGCUGUUAUAACAUUGCCUAGUAGUUUAUUAUCAUAGCGACAAGGAAAAUACCUUUUUCUUGCUACAUAGGACAAAUGUCUAUGAUCCACAACGUCGAGCAUCUGCAGAUAAGUUCUGAAGCAUUGUUUACUCUCUGCACAAUGUCCACACUUAGUGCACAUUUUUUUACACGGUCAAUGUUGAUGUUUGUAUGCGUUUAUUCUCUUCCCACCAACAUAGACAAGACAAUGUACAGGAUAAAGAAGACAGUCUGCGUACGCUGUCGAAAUCAUUCUUUGAGCAACAAGUCAGAUGGUCGUUUAAAAAAAGAUGUGCGGCUACUGAUGUAGUGACACAGCUGUGUUCGAGCAAGGAAUGUCAAAUAUGUACAGAUUUUUGUGACCAUCGUUGAAAUAAAGACACGUUUAAAUAUGCCAAAGAAUAA